ACUAAACUGGAAUUCUCUGACGAUGGGUACAUUCGACGCUCAAAGUUCUCCCGUCUCGCGUGACCGAACAGCCACGUAGCUUAUCAUACAGGAAAACCCUGAAGCGUGCGAGCAGUUGGACGAAGAAGAGAAUAUGUAUCUCGAGGGGAGAGAUAAGGAUAAGCGUGAAGCAAAAAAAAAGAAGUAACGAGAUGAAGGAGGAUGGAAAUGGAGCUGCCAAUGAAAAGAGGUAUUCUAGGAGGCAUUACAGUUCUUCCAACCAUCAAGACGAGCCUAUCGAUCUACUUCCUUCCCGUUACGUACAAAUAAAUUAUAUUUUCCCGGGAAUACGUUGCCACGCCGCCACGUAAGUAAAAGACGAAACUCAUAACGGUAUAGAGAAUGGCAGAUGUGCAGCGGUAACAGCUUCGCGACUAUCGUAAUAUCAUAAUUAUUAUCUUGCCUUAUCAUCUACGUGAUAUGUACUUAAGUAAUGCUUUAUUUCUCCAAGAAAAACAUAGUAUCUGUAACGCAAGGUAGUAUGGUCUGUAAACAUUAAUACGCGUUUCAACGGAGAGAGGAACGAACUGUAGAGGUUAUACGAAAGUACAGUCGACUCGAUUAAAUUGUACGUCAUUCGAUACUCGUUUGCAGCGGGAAUUAUGCAAAGCGGUAUAUCUUCCCCUGACGACAAGAAAGUAAAGUCCGCUUAACGUUAUGCGUUAGUAUCCAUUUGCUACGAGAGAGAGAGAGAAGCUACGAUACAGGAACGGUGUUAGGAUUAAAUUAAUGUAAAUAUAUAUACAUGUAGUAUGCUUAUACAUACAAACAUGAAGACCGGACUCUGGUCUUUAUGUAUUCCUUUGUUUUAUUCAUUUUCCGCAGUCUUUUAUGUGAUUCUUUAUCCUGUUACAUAAUCUUCUAUCUUGUUCUUGUAUUCGCGCGUUUAUUUAUAUUUAUACCGAAGGCGCUUUACCUCUCACCCGUUUACCGUUUCAAGCGCCUAUUUUGCCUUCGGGUUUAUGUUGGUUACUGAACGACUGUGAACAUAUUACAAAAUGUGGUAAUUUAGUGCUCGUUCUAUCUCUUUGCUCCAUGUUUGCCACAUUAUUUUUUUAGUCGCGCCUCGAGGCAACGGCGAAAAUACUUCUAUGCUAAUGUAAACCGAGUAGCGAAAUGGUUUAAUCUGUUUGAGCGCCAUUGGGAAAUAAAGCUUAAUUAAUGAGCUCAAGCUUUUUUGUUGUUAGCGUUUCUACCGGAUCUCUUUUUCUAGGCUGUACUGACCAGACUGGAUAAUAAAAGCGGAUGCGAGCUGGGAGUAAAAAAUGUAUUUCAAUUACGUAUGGAUUUCCCUCUGUCGGUGAGAGACCGAACUAGCUGUGCAAUGACGCUUCACGCGAGAUUUGUGUUUGCAAAAGGAAUGUUCGAUAAACUUAAGUGUCAGAUUUGUUGACGUGGUGGAUUUGGGUUACGGAUGGUGUGAAAAGUGGGAUUUUGUGAGAGUUUUCAGAGCUAUCAGAAUUUGUGAAAGAUUUCAUUAGUUUCGGAGUGACGGUAAUUGACGAGGCUAACCUCAAUAUGAGUUACAACAAGAAAGUCUCGUAUUUCUAUAAUCCUGACGUAGGAAACUUUCAUUAUGGACCUGGUCAUCCCAUGAAACCUCAUAGACUCUCUGUUAUUCAUAGUCUUGUUCUUAAUUAUGGACUGCACAAAAAGAUGCAAAUAUAUAGACCAUAUAGGGCCAGUACACACGAUAUGUGCCGGUUCCAUUCGGAUGAGUACGUGGAUUUUUUACAACGAGUGACACCCCAGAAUCUACAGGGUUACACCAAGUAUCUCAGUCAUUUUAACGUUGGAGAUGACUGUCCAGUGUUUGAGGGUCUCUUCGACUUUUGUUCCAUGUACACUGGAGCUUCUCUCGAAGGUGCCACAAAGCUGAAUAAUAAUUGCUGUGACAUUGCAGUUAACUGGAGCGGUGGACUACAUCAUGCUAAGAAGUUUGAAGCUUCAGGCUUUUGUUACAUUAAUGAUAUUGUCAUAGCUAUUUUGGAGUUGCUCAAAUACCAUGCUCGAGUCCUAUACAUUGAUAUCGAUGUACAUCACGGAGAUGGAGUUCAAGAAGCUUUUUAUCUAACAGAUCGAGUAAUGACUGUCUCCUUCCAUAAAUAUGGCAACUACUUUUUCCCAGGAACUGGUGAUAUGUAUGAAAUUGGAGCAGAGAGCGGUCGUUACUAUUCUGUAAAUGUUCCCUUAAAGGAAGGUAUCGACGAUACAUCCUAUGUCCAAGUGUUUAAGCCUGUCAUAUCCCAUGUGAUGGAGUUCUUCCAGCCCACAGCAAUAGUUUUGCAAUGUGGAGCAGAUUCCCUGGCCAAUGACCGCUUAGGAUGCUUCAGUCUAAGUACCAAGGGACACGGUGAAUGUGUUAAGUUUGUCAGAGACUUAAAUGUGCCUCUCCUAGCAGUAGGUGGUGGUGGUUACACAUUAAGAAACGUUGCUCGAUGCUGGACUUAUGAGACAUCCCUAUUACUGGACGAACAAAUAAGCAAUGAACUACCAUACACAGAAUACCUGGAGUACUUUGCACCAGACUUCACCUUACACCCAGAAGUAGUAACGCGUCAAGACAAUGCCAACAGUAAACAAUACCUCGAAGCAAUCACAAGGCAUGUCUACGACAAUUUAAAAAUGGUCCAGCAUUCCCCAAGCGUACAAAUGCAAGACGUGCCUUGCGACGCAUUACCUCCAGAGGAAGACAGACAACCCGAGCCUGACCCAGACUCCCGGCAAAAUACCCAAGACACAGACAAAAUGGUGGAACCAGCCAACGAGUAUUACGCGGGCGAAAAGGAUCAGGAUAAACUCGACGUGAAUGAGACGUGACUGACCAGGAAACAGUCGGAGCAUCUUCGACUACGAACACUUCAACCAGAAGAGUAACGACCCUGAAACUUUGGAAUUUGUAUCAUUGAUAAUUGUUCAAGAGCCAGGACAAGAAUAUCCACAGGAUAUUCAAACAAACCUAAUUUGUAUAUAGCCAAUCACAUAAGGACGAUAAGACAAAGUAUGUCUAAAAUGCUAGAGUCCUAUGGACGUCAAAGAAUCAAUAAAUUUUAUUAAUGCGAA
Cephus cinctus (wheat stem sawfly) is the source of this 3102-nucleotide messenger RNA. RefSeq names its product histone deacetylase 3 (gene HDAC3). Gene Ontology annotation, molecular function: histone deacetylase activity. Bases 1558 to 2859 code for a protein of 433 amino acids. The record is from RefSeq and is a predicted model, not a curated record. The transcript is spliced from 2 exons. NCBI's taxonomy places the organism in Eukaryota, Metazoa, Arthropoda, Insecta, Hymenoptera, Cephidae.